GUUUUCUAUCAAUGUCAGGAGCCUAAGCCUAGACCUGUAGCACUCAAGUUUUAUACCAUUCAUCCUCCAUCGUUAUUAUUAUUAUUAUUAUUAUUAUUAUUAUUAUUAUUAUUAUUAUUAUUAUUAUUAUAUCUCUUCGUCUCUUAUAACACUAUAACUUGACAAUUCACAAAACCACCCACUAAACCAAAGGGUCAUCAUCAUCAUCAUUAAACAUGGGUGGCAGUGUUAGCAAGAGUAGGAGGAUGAGUUCUGAGAAAUAUGUGAUGAAUUUGAAGGAGAAAGUGAGGCUCUUGCAAGAGGAGAUAAAGGAGAUGAUGUAUGAGAGGGAGAAGGAGACAAGGAGAUAUGAGAGGGACAUAAUGGUGUUCACAUUCAAGGAGGCAGAUUCGAAGCAAGAGGGGAAGAGGCUGAGAGAGGAAGUGAAGCAAUUGAGGAGUUUGGUGGAAGAGAAAGAUGAGAAGAUAAGAGAGAUUGAGGUUGGAAUGAUGGAGAAGAACAGUGAGAAAGAGUGGGAAUUGAUGGGAACUAAGCUCUUGGUUGAGCAGAUGAAGGAGGAGAGAGCAAGGAGAGAUGAAGCUGUGGAGAAGUGGAAGCAACUUUAUCUUGCAAUUAAGACUGAGCUAGAUGAACUCAUUCAAAGAACAUAUGAUGGGGAUGGUCUGUAUUGGAAAGCAGAGGAAAAUGGCAUCCAAAUGGAAAAUCUGAAGAAGGAGUUGCAAGAAAAGGAAGAAACCAUCAAGGCCUUAAAAACUCAAUUGCUUUCAAUGGAGAAAGAAAAGUACAAAAAGGAGAGGGAGUUUGACUUGUUAAGGCAAAGCCUGAGGAUCAUGAAUGGCAAGAAGAAUUCAAUUCAAACGAAAGAGAAGCUCUUGAAAAGCAAAUUGGGAAAAUGAAAUGCACAAAAACUAGUUUUCAUAUCCAAAAUUGAACAAUGUGGUUGAAUAUGUAUUAUUGUAUACUGGGAUGGUUUGUAUCUUUCAACAGCACAUAUUUUCCUUUUACUUUUUCCCCCUCCUUUUUCUUCAGAAAAAAUAAGCAAGCCAAUACUUCCAGAGGAAAAAAAAACUCUUCUUGAACCUUGAAAAAAAAAAACAGAACAUGGAGGAAGAUUAGCAAUUUUUCCUUGUGGACUAGCUUAGUUAUUGAGUAUGCCAGGUCAGGUCUAAGGACUGGUGAAGGAAAUUAAGAUAGAAAAAAAUUGUUUUACUUUUGCUUUCAUUAUUUAGAUUCAAACAAAGUUCGUUUCUAAAA
Glycine soja is the source of this 1254-nucleotide messenger RNA. RefSeq lists its product as uncharacterized. Lineage: Eukaryota; Viridiplantae; Streptophyta; Magnoliopsida; Fabales; Fabaceae. Bases 216 to 896 code for a protein of 226 amino acids. The transcript is spliced from 2 exons. The record is from RefSeq and is a predicted model, not a curated record.